UCCAGCACAGGUUCUUACCGCGUCCUUUCUGCAACGACUGAAUAUCGAGAGCACUUGUCACCAUUAAUUCAGCCCUCUCCUCAAGCAUCGUACCUUGAGGUCUACGAAACAUAACCGCUUUUAUAAUUUAGGCAACCAAACAUUGCAAGAGUUACUAUCAGGUCUCAACAUGGCUGACGACGUUAGCAUGACCAUGCAAGAAGAACAAGAGGAGGAGAACCUUGAAGAAAAGAUUAUAAAUGAGGAGUAUAAGACUUGGAAGAAGAAUGCUCCUUUUCUUUACGAUAUGAUGUUGAGUACUGCAUUAGAAUGGCCUACGCUUACAACUCAGUGGCUGCCCGACGUCCAAGCUGUCCCCGACAAGCCGUACACGGCCCACCGCUUACUUAUUGGAACAAACACGUCUGGCGCUGCUCCGAAUUACCUUCAAAUCGCCCAAGUCCAUCUUCCGAAUCCAGUAGCUCCCGAUGCCGCAGACUAUGAUGAGGAGCGCGGAGAGAUUGGCGGUUACGGUGCUUCCAAUAAGAAGCCCGCGGGCGAAGUCAAGUUCACCAUUGUCCAGAAGAUUGAUCACCCAGAGGAAGUAAACAAGGCGAGAUAUAUGCCUCAGAAUCCAAACUUGAUUGCUACUAUGUGUACGGAUGGCCGAGUCCUGGUUUGGGACAGAACAAAGCAUAGCAGCAUCCCCAAGGGAACGGUUGAUCCUCAGAUGACACUCGAAGGCCACAAGAAGGAGGGUUUUGGUCUCAGCUGGAGCCCACACGAGGAUGGACAUCUUGCCACUGGAUGCGAAGAUUCGACUGUCCGACUAUGGGAUAUUACGACUUACUCCAAGACUUCAAAAUCGUUGCGUCCGACUCGCACAUAUACCCAUCAUGCAGCGACCGUGAAUGACGUUCAGCACCAUCCGCUGCACUCGGCUCUUAUCGGCACAGUCUCGGAUGAUUUAACGCUCCAAAUCGUGGACGUGCGUAACCCUUCAACCACGACAUCGGCUACUCAGGGAAGCGGCCAUCAAGAUGCGAUUAAUGCUCUGUCCUUCAACCCCGCGUCGGAAUAUGUGGUGGCAACUGGUUCGGCGGAUAAGACGAUUGGCAUCUGGGAUUUGAGAAAUCUCAAGUACAAGCUGCACUCUCUUGAAGGACACCAGGAUUCUGUGACUUCACUUUCUUGGCAUCCAUUUGAGGAAGCUGUCCUGGGUAGUUCUAGCUAUGAUCGGCGGGUCAUGUUUUGGGACUUGAGCCGAGUUGGCGAGGAGCAAACGCCCGAGGAUGCAGAAGAUGGGCCACCAGAGCUGCUUUUCAUGCAUGGCGGUCACACCAAUCGGGUAUCCGACUUCUCGUGGAAUCUGAACGACCCGUGGGUGGUGUGCAGUGCAGCCGAAGAUAACCUCAUCCAGGUGUGGAAGGUGGCCAAUGCCAUUGUUGGCAAGGAUGUCGAGGACGUGCCGACCGAAGAGUUGGAGCAGUAGAUUGUUUCAGGCGUCGAAAGGUUUUGUUCUGGGAAGGCGCAGUUUUCAUAUGAAUGUUUUUUUAUCACGUUGUGAAUCAGGCUGGUCUUUGGAGCUGUUUCAUCAGUCUGGCAGCAUUUCGAGCGCAGUAUGGACCGUCAGAUCUACAAGGAAUAGGGGCACGAUUGCCAGGCAUAAUUUAAAAAGUAUCUUAUUGCAACGGCAAAUGGUCUCAUUGAUGGGAGAGAGAUUUCUUCUCUCAUGGUCGAACAGAUAAUACAUAUGCUUCUCCAAUGGGACCUGUUCACUCUUCAAAGCGGACUCAGCGAGCAUAAACAAUGCACACAUCGUCAAC
Xylona heveae TC161 is the source of this 1805-nucleotide messenger RNA. RefSeq names its product putative chromatin assembly factor 1 subunit C. Gene Ontology annotation, cellular component: nucleus; Rpd3L complex; cytoplasm. Gene Ontology annotation, biological process: regulation of gene expression. The transcript has 7 exons. NCBI's taxonomy places the organism in Eukaryota, Fungi, Ascomycota, Xylonomycetes, Xylonales, Xylonaceae. The record is from RefSeq and is a predicted model, not a curated record. Gene Ontology annotation, molecular function: histone binding. The coding region runs from base 170 to 1471 and encodes 433 amino acids.